Messenger RNA from Lates calcarifer (barramundi perch), 5989 nucleotides. RefSeq names its product HECT domain containing 2 (gene hectd2). The record is from RefSeq and is a predicted model, not a curated record. NCBI's taxonomy places the organism in Eukaryota, Metazoa, Chordata, Actinopteri, Centropomidae. Gene Ontology annotation, biological process: protein polyubiquitination. Gene Ontology annotation, molecular function: ubiquitin protein ligase activity.
UCUACUCUCUAGGCGCCUCCUCCUCCUCCUCCAAACAUGGCGCCGGCCCGCAGCUGUGCUGCCUCCCCGACAGACGACGUAGAGAGGGACAGAGAGAGGAGAAGAAGAAGCGGAUAGAAACUCAUCCUGAACGUGUUUUAAAAACUUUUUUUUAAAACGAAUACAACUUCACGCUCUUUAAGGUGUCCAUUGGAGACUUUACGUCCAGCUUGUGGAGACGUUUAAGCGUCAGGCAGUGCGCGUAACGGAGAACCCACCUGUCCGACGAAGGUAGAUUUCGCUCCGUUACUUCUAGGAUGUGAACCUCCCUGAUUUAUGUGAAAUAACGGGGCAGACCGAGCAGACAGACGGGCAACUUGGGGUCAGAGCUGGCUCUGGUAAAAACAUGUGCAGCCCUCUGAGGAGCAGAAACACAGAGGCUGUAGAGGACUGAGUCUUUCCAGGGGAAAAAAAAAAAACAACAACUUUUUCCACUCUUCCACACCGAGAGGAUGGAUGGAGAACAUUCUGCGCUGUCAGGAGUUGAGAGGGAAAGAGAGAAGCUUCCACCAAUUUACAACGGCUCCCCUCCUGCUGGUUUGGGGCGAGGAGCCAAGCAGCCGUUUCCAUCUCUAGGCACCUUCAUCUCCACACUGAGCCAGAGGAGGGACGUGGGGGGACGGGGCUUGGCUGGCGGCUUGACGGGCACCCUGAGCAGCACCCUGGGGCUCAGACACGGGAGAGAGCUGCCUCCGAUCUGUAGUGAUGUUCGUCAGAAGCAGCGCCUCUCCAUCGACACUCUCCCUCCAGAGGUCAAAGCUCCGUUCCCCUCCGAUCCCAUCAUCCCCCUGCGUACCAAGACCACCAAGGAGUUUCAGGAGGAUAUGGAGCGUGCCGUCCAAUCAGGUGACUGGAGGGAGGUCCGAGAGUUUUACCUGACCACCUUCGACUCCUUCAUUGAAAUCAACGCUGCCUUCAAGCGAGAGGCAAACGGAUCGUUUAACACCAUAGACGACUCAGGAGUCAACGCCAAGUUUGUCAACACUGUUUAUGACGCACUGCUCAGCACACCUCAGGACAUCCAGAAGUCAGUGUUGAAAGGGAUCAUCAACAGCUUGCUGAGGGAGUGGAAAGGGCCUCGGACAAAAGAUGACCUGCGGGCUUAUUUCAUUCUGGUUCAGAACCCCCAGUAUUCAAGCACCAGCACUUAUGUGAUCUACGCUCACCUGCUGAGGCAGAUCGCAGCUUUGUCUGAGGCUGAUCACCACUUCCUGGUUCACUGGCUCAAGAAGCUGUCGGCAAGGCGUUUCAGGCAGUUGGUGGAGCGCCUCCUGCAGUUCAUCUCCACCCGCCUGUUUCCUGCAGAACCAGAUGAACUUCCUCCUCUGGCCAAGUGCUCCUGGUGGAUUCCCUCUGCUACCAAAGUUCUCAGCCUGUUCAAUGCAGCCAACAGCGUCUCUUCUCCUCCCAUCAUGCCUUUCACUGACUUUUACAACAUCACUCUUGAGCACAUAGACUUCAUGGAGGAGUACAGGACCUGGCAGAACUAUGGCAACUCAAAUAGAUUUUCCUUCUGUCAGUUUCCCUUCAUUCUGUCAACGGUGGUGAAGAAAGCCAUCAUCCAGAAAGACUCUGAGCAACAGAUGAUCAGUCAGGCCAGGCAAAGCCUGGUCAGUAAGGUUUCUCGCAGGCAGAGAGUGGACAUGAAUCUUCUGUUCCUCAACAUUAAAGUACGACGAGCACAGCUCCUCAGCGACUCACUGGAUGAGUUGACGAGGAAGCGGUGCGAUCUGAAGAAGAAGCUGCGGGUGACGUUUGUCGGGGAGGCGGGGCUGGACAUGGGUGGUCUGACGAAGGAGUGGUUCCUGCUGCUGGUCCGACAGAUCUUCCACACAGAUUACGGAAUGUUCACCUACAUGAAGGACUCGCGCUGCCAUUGGUUCAGCAGUUGGAAGUGUGACAACUAUUCUGAGUUCCAAUUGGUUGGGACCCUGAUGGGCUUAGCAGUUUACAACAGCAUUGCUCUGGACAUCCACUUCCCUCUCUACUGUUACAGGAAGCUCCUCACUCCACCUACUGUACCAUGUGACCAAAAUGCCCUUGUUGGCAUGGCAACCGCCACCCUGGACGACCUACAGCAGAUCAUGCCAGAGCUGGCUCAUGGUUUGGGAGAGCUGCUGAGCUAUGAGGGAAACGUAGAGGAGGACUUCUACCUCACCUUCCAGGUGUUCCAGGAGGAGAUGGGUGUAGUCAAAUCCUACAACCUGAAACCUGGAGGAGACAAAAUCCCUGUCACCAAGCAGAACAGGAAGGAGUAUGUCCAGCUCUACGUCGACUUCCUGCUGAAUAAAUCCAUUUAUAAACAGUUUGCUGCCUUCUACCAUGGCUUCCACAGUGUGUGUGCUUCUGAUGCACUCAUGUUGCUGCGGCCAGAGGAGGUGGAGAUGUUGGUGUGCGGCAGCCCGGAGCUCGACAUGAGCGCCCUGCAGAAAGCCGCUCAGUAUGAAGGAUACAGCAAGACCGACACCACAGUACGGUGUUUCUGGGACGUGGUGUUGGCCUUCCCUCUGGAGCUGCAGAAGAAGCUCCUCCACUUCGCCACAGGAAGCGACCGCGUUCCUGUCGGAGGAAUGGCCGACCUCAACUUCAAAAUCUCCAAGAUCGACGUUCCAACUGACUGGUUGCCGAUCUCUCACACCUGUUUUAAUCAGAUCUGUCUGCCUCCGUACAGAACCAGGAAAGAGCUCAAACACAAACUCACUAUCGCCAUCUCCAAUGCUGAGGGCUUCGGCCUGGAGUGACCAACCUACACACACACACACACACUCACACACACUAAUAGCAAUGCUAGCUAUCUGUCCGCCACAGCUACCACAAUGCGCCUUAUGUAUCUCUGUGGUCACGGAUCAGACUAUAAAGGGAACAAGUUUCUCAACAGGAGCGUUCUGAUGUCAAACAAUAUUAUGACAGACUGUAAUACAGUUUGUAUAGUUAAACUGGGGUUGGACUUGUCAGUUUGCCAACUUCUUAAAUGUUUAGCAGAUAACAUGGAAGCUUCCUCCUGACACUAGACACACUAGAAAUUCUGUGAUUUGCACAUGGACUGUGUUAGUUUUAUAUAUCAGUAUAUGUCUCAUAAAAAAGAGGUAACUGUGUCAGCCUUCCAAAAACUUUACGGGUCAAAUUCUAGUUACAGUUCAUAAAUAUUUCAGAUAUUUCUGGUCUCGUACCACUGAAAACAUAUCACUCAUACUAUAUCAGGUUAUUUCCCCAGUGUUCUCUAGAAACCUUAUAUCACAAAAUAACAGACUUCUUAUAAAUUAUGAAAAGGUUGCUAGUUUGUUCAGGAAAUUAUCAAUAAUCCUAUUUUUCAAACAGGACACCAGGUAUUUGCCCUCCACUGACAUAUCAUUUCAUGACUCUAUCCAGAGUAAACUGAUUUAGCAGAGAAUCAGUUAAAAAUGCUCAAAUUGCAACAUUUUAGUAGGCAACAUUUCAUCCUUGAGUAUUCAGCAUGAAUUAGAUUUAAGUGUGAGGUGAAGAAAUAAUUUUUUAAGGCAGCAGAAGUGAAAUGAAUUGAAAUAUAAGACUUCUGGAGGGCACUCAAGUUUUGAGAUGUAUGGGUUUGAUAUUUGUUGUUUUGUGUUGACUCUGACUCCACUGCUUUGGUGACUUUUUAAAUAUAUUUUUAUGAAGGCAUAGUAAAUGUGUUUUAUAUAAUUUUUGCUUUGUUUGCAGCACACUGUCAGGAUAUAAAGCUUUGCUGGGAGAAGAAUGCUAUUGUGUAUCGUGAGAUGUAGAUUGUUGUUUUUUUGUGUGUGUGUUUUUUUUUUUGACAUUGCUGCCUGUUUUCUCGAACAAAAGGCCGCAGCAUAAAUGUUUUAAUUUUGUUUUAAAUGUUGUGAUAUUAUGACACAGCUGAACCAGAGCUGUUGAUUGACAGUUCAGUGUUUGUUUUUGUUCUUUUUUUCAUGUUGUAUCAUUGAAAAAUGACCAGCAGCCUGCAGACAGACGCUGGUAGAUGUUAACUGUUAGUUGAGUGCUGAACAGAUGAUGAAGCAGGAUGGGAAAAGAAACCAUCUUCUGAAUGUCCUGUUCUGUUAUUAACAUGUUUGCAGUCAUUAUUGAGAUGUCUUGAGCAAUUGUGACCAAGCAUUCACAGAUUAUUACGUCAUACUAAUCACACCUCUGCAUGCAGCUUGAAUUAAGCAUUUUCUUAACCACUGGCAUUCAGUGCCUGCAAAUUUCCUUACUGGAACAAUCUUUGAAAUACAAACCCGCUGCAUGUCCUCAGAAAAUCCAAAAUAACAUAUCACUUUUUCCUCAUUUAACAGUUGGACAUCUGCUUUAAAGGUUCUGUGCUUUACCUCGAGAUUUUCAAAUUCCUCUUCUUUCAAGUGGGUACUUACUUUCAAGAUUCAGUUAAGGCACUUUAUGAACAGAUAUGAGUGCUUCUGGGUUUAGUUUUUUUGUUUGUGGAAAGCUUUCACUCGCUGUGUUUACAUGCACUUAUAUAACCAGGUUACUGUGGGAAACUAGGUUACACAGGUAAAUGGAGAGAUUGUCCAGGAGAGAUCCAGCAGGGGAAACUAGGUUUUUCCAAUCCCCGAUGAAGAUUACAGAAACCAGGUUUCUUAUUUACACAAUGUGUAAGAAGUCAGCUCACUGGAGAAACCUGACUGUAACCCGAGUGCUAAAUACAUGUAAACUUGUUAACAUGUUAAUUUGUGGACAAAAUGCUAUGGAGACAUCAACUCCCUGGAAAACUUUGUGAUCUUAUCCUUGAGUGGAGAGUGUGGACAUACAAUGUACUGCAUAAAGCCAUCACAGUUCUCAUCACAAAUAUCCUGUUUGUCAGAUCAAAGUGCCCCUCUAUAUCUGUCCUAUAGAUGUUAUUUCACUGGGACCUUAAGUCAAUAUAACUUUCAAACAUUGGGUCAGGACAGUACUGUAUAAAGACAGACAUGUACCACAAAAUGCUGGUGGGGUCCUAGCUCUCUUCCUCUAGUGUAGCUGUCUAUAACUUUUUUUCUUUGCCACUGCUGUCUCAUGUCCAAAGCUGAGCAGUUCUGGUUUUAAAUACUCAGCACUGUCUUAUGUAAAGGUUGCCAUGGCAAGAUGUCUAAAGUCCUAAAGACGAACUGGCAAAAAACCCAGAGGUAACCAAGCAACAGCCAAGCAGCUUGUAUGGCUGCACCAUUCAAACUUACAUCAGUCUAAUCUGGGUCAGUUAUUCACCCAGUCUCACUGAGGAUCUAUAUGGUCUGAAAAAGCUCCUUAUUCAACAAUGGGUCUUUUCUAUCAUUUUACAACAAGUCCAAAGCAGCAGCAGCAGGAGCCAGAAGCAGCUCCUCUCCAAGCAUCUGGGUGAGAAGGACCUCAUGCCACAUUCACAAUGCAUUGGACUUGCUGUAAAAACAAGCUUCCGACUGGAAAAAAUAUCACCACCCUUGUGCUUAAUACCAAAAGGACGCAUUUUAUGGCCUUGAAGUGGGAGAUGUUGGAGGAGGAACUCAUGCUUGGACAAAUGGGAUAAUGUAAUGUCAGAAAAGUGUUGCUUUUUUAUGUUGAUCUGACCCAGGUCUGUUAAAUGUUAAUGGGACCAAACUGUGUCAGGUUAUACAGUGGGAUGGCAGUUUAAAGACCUUGUUGAAAAUCUGUUUGAAAAUAGUUCAAAUGGAUUCAAAGUAUUUGAUGAGAUGUAAUUAUUUUCACAUGUCAGAUGUUUGAAGUGAUUGAAAUGUGCAGACGGCACGUAAAAGUAGGUAAAAGUCAUGUACUUCUCAUGUUUUUGUUAUUUAACAGUUGUAAACUUGGUUCAUCAGUAUCUGUCAAAUGUUGUGUACACAUGUUCUUGUGGGUUUUAACAUGAGCUGACCAUGCACCCAUUUUUCGAAACCUAUUAUGCUUCUGUUGCCCAAGUCUUAUAUAAUGUACUGUAUGUUCUGCCGUGUUUCCACAAGUAUUUACAGUAAAAGGUGUCGAGGGGUCACUCCUCUCUACAAAAGGA